UAUGAUGCUAUUUUGCUGGUGACGAAACGGCCAUCUUGUAGCGUCAAAUUUUACGGUCAACGGACGAAAGGUGUUUAUGUUAUUUUCAAAUACUCAGAUUCAUUCUUAUCAGAUUAUUGGUUGAUUUUUAGCAACGGAGUGUUGUACUAUAUUGUCAUUAUUGUGCUUUAGAGUCCGGUGUCAUUCAUAUAUACUUGUUCCCAAAAGAAUAACAUAAGGUAAAUGACUGCCUACCCAUAAUUUAUUUAAAAAAUAACUGUAAUAAGUGUAAAGAGUUUUAAUUAUCAAUGAGAAAAGUAAGUAUGAAACGUCGAAGCAAAAACGACAAGAAAAAUGCUAACGAAAAAACUGGGCAAAAAAAUGGUGUAAAUGAGGAAUGUCACGAAAAAGAAGAAACACAAUCUGAUUCGGAUGUAUCUACAGAUUAUGAAACCAGUCUAGAAUUAGAGAAAAAGAAGAAAAAGAAGACGGAAAAGGAUCAGGUAGAACGGUCUGAAAAAAAUAAGAAGAAGAAAUCUGAAGAAGAGCUUAAGGAUGAAAAUGAUGAACCUGCAAGUAAGAAAAAACGAAAAUCUGAGAAACGGAAAAGUGUUUCAUUUUCUAAAAGGCAUGAUGUAUCAGAAUCAGAAACUGAGAAGGAAUCAGAAACAGAAGAGGAAGAUGGCCAAUUUGAGGUUGAAGCAGUACUUGAUGACAAAAAGAUUAAAGGUGUUUUGCAUUAUUUGAUCAGAUGGAAAGGUUAUGGGCCAGAAAGUGAUACAUGGGAGCCCGAAUCAACCUUGCAUUGUGAUGAUUUAAUUGCUGAGUACCGAAGUACUUCUAAAUCAAGUGAUAAAAAAAUGAAACCUUUAAGAAAGGAAAUAAAAACAAAGAGAACCAAGGAUUCUGAAAACAACUGGGAUAAAAAUGAACAGUUUGAGGUUGAAAGAAUAUUAGAGGUUCAUUUUAAAAGAAAUGGUGACAGAGAAUUUCUGGUUUCAUGGAAAGGCUAUCCAGCUUCAGAUAAUUCCUGGGAGCCUGAGGAAAAUCUUCAGUGUCCAGAUCUCAUUGAAAAGUUCAUGUUAAAAGUUGCACAAGCUAAAAAUAUUGACCAAAAAGAACUAAGGGAAUUUAGAAAACCGACUGAAAGGCUUACUUUAAAUAUGCAGGAAACAUCAAGGCGUCUAAGUAGAAGACUUCGUGGCAAGCAAAGUUGCUUCUUAACGGAGACGGAAAGACCUCUGAAGAAACUCGCCACUCGUGCUAGCGAAACGUUAGGAGGCAUCUCCAGUCGACGACGUACUUUAGGAAUCAGGACAGCAUCAGUUCAAUAUAAUUACUGCUGUAACUCUGGGAUGGUAUUAGUGGGUCAACAAAGAAACGAAAACAAGAAAAAUACGAAUAUUUAACAAUCAUAAUUAGUGCGCUAGAGUGUAAGUACAUCAAGAUUAUACGUUAAAUUGAUUUAUGGAUGUGUAUUUUGUUUCUAAUAACUUUUUUUAGAUAAAAACAUCUUACAAAUUACUUUCAACUACCUACAAUCUUUUGCAAACAAAUGCAAUAACAGUCAACCCCCCCUCAAUCUACCACACUAAAUGUGCUGUUGUAAUAUUAUUUGCGAUAUUGAUUUCAUUUUUUGUUACUGC
Molecule: messenger RNA, 1625 nt
Organism: Agrilus planipennis (emerald ash borer)
Lineage: Eukaryota; Metazoa; Arthropoda; Insecta; Coleoptera; Buprestidae
Product: heterochromatin protein 1-like
Exons: 4
Coding region: 288-1388 (366 amino acids)
Biological process (GO): negative regulation of transcription by RNA polymerase II; chromatin organization
Cellular component (GO): pericentric heterochromatin
Molecular function (GO): chromatin binding
Source: RefSeq, a predicted model, not a curated record